AUGAUUUUGGUGUCAUUUUUAAAUGGAACGAAAAUAAUAUGGGGAAGAAGAAAAGAAAAGCCGUUCCUGUUGGACAUUUUUAAGAUUGGGAAAAAUGUUGGGAAAGCUUCCACGUGCUCAAGUGGCCAUACCUCAAAAGGGGUAUCGGAAAGUGUGAACGGCAAGGAGAAGUUCAUCCAGCUGCGGCAUUCGGACAGUGCUACCAGGUACCAGGUCAACGGAAUAAUGAAGACAAACAAUUGGCCGAAGAAAAAAAUCUCAAAAAAGAAAAACGAACUGUACAUUUUCCUAAAAAAAACAGGAAACAAAAAGGUAGACUUUCACAAGCUAAACAUUGCGCUAACAAAAAAGAUAGGGGAAAUGCAAAACUUUAAUGAAGUAUAUAAGUUGAUUUAUUACAACAAGGACAUUUUAGUCCCCAUAAAUUACGUUGUAUGUGUUUAUAGAAUGUACAAACUGGCGAAACAGAAAGAGUGCAGGAUAGUGAACUACGAGAUGCACGUAAAUAGCCGUGUCGUGGGUGUAAGCAUAGAUGAGCUAUGUCGGAUGGCCGCCCUGGAUCAAGUGAACGACUACGGGGAGCUAAGUCAGGGGGUGACUAUGCAAGGGGGGGAGAGCACCUCGAUCAGAAGCAGCUAUGGAAGCGGAGAAGGAUGUGAUUUCCCCAAAAGGCAGAGAAACCCAUUCAUGAUGGAUCCACAGGAACAACCACGCUAUCUCUGCCUCGACUACAAAAACGACAUACUACAACACAUGGUGAACCAAAUAAACAAAAACUAUUUCAUGAACAAGUUAACCUACCGACACUUAUCAAACCUGCUGUUUGCAUUGAUAAACUUGAAAUAUUACGACAUCGCAACCUACUUGAUAUAUGCUAAGCAUGUAAUCAGCAUGUAUGUCCACCUGUCAUCUCAGGCCAUCGCAAAUAUUACCUACUCGUACGCUUUACUUUUUAGUUUCUACUCAAUCGAUUUUACAAUGUGUUAUGAAAAUUAUGUGUACAAAUAUUACAUACCUACGGGGGAAGGCACGUCAGAGGCGCUACACCAUGACCGCAUAAACUUGAUGUUUUUGCUGCUCAGUCGGUGGAUGUGCAUGAAGGCUAUCAAGCACCUUAACGGAAAUUGUAAGGGGAAGUACGACAUGGACAGUUUUUACAAAGGCGUUUUAUCAAACACGGAAGAGUUAAAUGAAAAGGAAAAAAAAUAUCACUUACAAUUUAACUCGGAAAAUUAUGUCCAAAUUGACAACAUUUACAUCGAUUUGAUGCUCCGUACGAUUCACCAAAAUAGGAAGUAUGUUUUUCCAAAGUUUAACGAAAAGGAUAUAUGUAAUUUUAUUCAGUCCGUGUGUACUUACUAUCCGAUAAAAAAAUUAUAUCAAACGUGCAAGUCCAAUGGGAAUGCUUCUUACGCGGUUUCUCUUGGGAAUGCAGACUCGUUUAUCACUUUUGACUAUGACGCCUUUUUGAGGAGUGCCCUCCUAUGUACCCUCUUCCAUUUGAAAAAAUGCAGUUAUCAGCAUUAUGCGAUUAUUUUCAAGUGCCUUCGAAAUUUGCAAAACAUGGGUGAUACCCAUAACUUGGAGGGGGUAACAAUUUGGGAUGAUCCCAUGUCUUGUUCGUUGCCAUGUGGAAGCAAAAGUGACGCUCACUCCUCCGAGCCGGACCAUCAACCCGAUUUCUCUUCAAAAAAUUAUUCACUAUAUAAAAAAGGGGGAGAAACACACCCGAUAUAUUUUCCCAAAACGAACUCUGUACAAAAUAUUUUAAAAAAGUUAGCAAAAGUUGUUGUAAAAAAUUUACUUACAAAACUUAGGAGCGGAAAUGAUGACAUUCUUUACCAUGUAAACUACUACAAGAGAAGUUCGGCUCUAAACUUACAACACUUGUCUGUAUACCUUUACAAUUUAUCCCUCAUGAAUGAAUUAUACGUGGAAGACAAGACAAGGAAGGAACUGACCCAACUGCUAAUUUCCAUUUUGGAGAAAGGAAUAAAACGUGUGCAUUCCUUUGACAGCAAAAGCGCAAAUGUAAAAUUGGAGGACAAUUUUUUGCAACAGAGUUAUGACAACUUGGUCUGUCUAAGCAAUAUCAACUACGCGUUAAAUAAAAAUAACAUUACCAACGAAUCCUUAGUCCUACACUCAGCAGUACAUUUUUUCAAAAUGUAUCACGUGUUUUACAAGGUGUACAGAAAUUCCGAAAGGACUGCACCCUUUUUUAACUUUCUUGAGAAAAUAAAUGAAAGAGUAUUAUCCAUUUUUAAUUGGACAUUUUCACACACAGGGGUAGCCCUCAUGCCAUUAUUCACUUUAAUUAAUUACCAUUAUUUGUACCUUUUAUAUGUGAAAGACGCCCCAAAUCUGUUUGUCCUUUUAAAGAAAAUGUUACUACCAAUGACUAUAUACAAUAAUGUCACCCUCUACCAGCUGCGCCUCAUUUUGAAGCUCCUAACAAAUUACUACAUGUCUCACGUGGUCAGUAAAAGGGAAGAUGCUACUAAUUACUUGGACCACCUGGAUCGUAUCCACGAUGAUGUGCUAACUUGCAUGUAUAGCUUAUCUUUAAUAAUAGCAAAUAUCUCGCAUAACAUACGGAGUGAGAAACUCGCCAUACAAGGGAACACCAAACCGAACAGUGACAAAGGUGAGUACGUCUAUUUUUACAUAAAUCUGGCACACACGUUGUUAAGAAGUUACUUCUAUCACAUGUACAGUUUAAACACAGGAAAUAUAAAAAAGCACAUUUUGUGUCCCUCCCAAAAUGAAGACACCCUUAUGAAAUUUUACACCUUUUAUUUAUUUGUAAAAAUUAAUAUGAAUAAACAUGUGCAAUAUGAUAGGAAUGUUGUGAAGAAAUUUGUAAGCUCUAGUUCGGUACCCAAAAAGGGGUUUUACUUUUUGGAAAAGUUACUUCCGUCCUUUUCAGAGCAGAACAGUAGCAGUUUGGGGCACAGAGAAGGUCGGUAUGGGGAGUCAUUUGCACACACCGAUUUGGAGAUGAGCGAAGGGGCACAAAUAAGGAACAGCUCAGAGAAGGAAGCGAUGGAUGAAGAGUUAAAUGAAGAGAUCCACACAGUUGACAGUUACCCCAAUAAACGGAACCACGCUCAAAUGAAAGGAGAUAACAACAAGGAUGUGCUUCCACUGUACGCAAAUCAUAUUGACAACAGAAAUUACUCCCCCAGGGAAAAUUUUGGCAUUUUUUAUUUAAUACAAAAAAGCAUUCACCCGAAGGAAAUAAAAAUGAAUAAAAGAAAUCUCCUGUUUUUAAAACAGCCAGAUGUAUCGCAAAUUCUAUUUAAUCCACACGUUGAUAACGAGUUGAGAAAAGUGGAGGAGCGAGUCCUUUUAACGUUUAAACAAAUAGAAAGCUCCAAAUCGCAUAUAAAGAUAUAUAACUAUAUAAAAAAUAUUUACGAAAAGAAAAAAAAUGGCACACAGGAAACCUUCCCUAUACAAAACGAAUACGUAGUAAAUAAGAACAACGCUCUUUUUGUGGUAGACAUUUAUGAUAAAAACACAAACACGAUAUUUGAAAUCGACGGAAUUAGUCACUACACGAAACAGUACAUACCAAACAAAUCCCUGGACUCUUUUAGCUUUUUUUACAACUACAAAUCGUAUUAUAUUUUGAAGCACUUAAUUUUAAGGGAAAAUUAUAACAUUGUGCAUCUGCCUCUGUAUGACAGCAAGUUGUGCCGGAGCAUAAUUUGCGACUACUAUAAGGCAACAAGCGAAAAUGGUUAA
Molecule: messenger RNA, 3750 nt
Organism: Plasmodium cynomolgi strain B
Lineage: Eukaryota; Apicomplexa; Aconoidasida; Haemosporida; Plasmodiidae
Exons: 3
Coding region: 1-3750 (1249 amino acids)
Source: RefSeq, a predicted model, not a curated record